UGGGCCCGCUGCCUUGGAAACGUCCCGCGCCCGCUCCCCGCGAGGCACCCGUGUGGGACAGCAGUGUGGGGUGCGGGUUGCUGUGGGGUCACGAUGUUGAGUAAGGGACUGUCGGGGGUCCUUGCCGCCCGGGCCGCGGCUUUGCUGCCCGGGCGCGCGUGCCUGGGACUUCUGGGCGCCGGGCGCCGAGGGGUCAGCACCAGCUGGUCUCCCGUGGGUGCCGCCUUCAAUGUCAAGCCCCAGGGCAGCCGCCUGGACCUGUUUGGCGAGCGCCGGGGUCUUUUUGGAGUUCCUGAGCUCAGCGCCCCAGAAGGGUUCCGUGUGGCGCAGGAAAACGCCCUGAGAAAGACGGACCAGCUGGUGGCGCGCGCGUGUUCCACGCCGCCGGGGCCGCAGACCGUGCGCAUCUUCGACGAGCUCUCCGACGCCCUCUGCCGGGUGGCGGACUUGGUCUCGGGAGAGAGCCUCCAUCCAGCCCCUUUGGUUUUCUCUCCCCUCCAACAGGCCGACUUUGUGAAGAUCGCCCACCCCGAGCCAGCGUUCAGAGAGGCGGCGGAAGAAGCCUGCAGAAGCAUCGGCACCGUAGUGGAGAAGUUGAACACAAAUGUGGAAUUGUAUCAGAGUUUGCAGAGACUACUGGCCGAUGAAAAGCUCAUGGACUCCCUGGAUGCAGAGACCAGGCGCGUGGCUGAGCUCUUCAUGUUUGAUUUUGAAAUCAGCGGAAUCCAUCUCGACAAAGAAGAGCGCAGAAGAGCAGUGGACCUGAACGUGAGAAUCCUGGACUUGAGCAGCACGUUUCUCAUGGGAGCCAACUUGCCCACCAAGAUAGAGAAGCAUCUCCUACCGGAACACAUUCACCAGAACUUUGUUCUUGCCGGGGACCACAUCGUAGUGGAUGGGCUGCACGCAGAGGCCCCGGAUGACUUGGUGCGAGAAGCUGCUUACAAAAUUUUUCUUUACCCCAACGCCAGUCAGCUGAGAUGUUUGGAAGAACUGCUCAGCAGCAGAGACCGCCUGGCGCGGCUCGUCGGGUACCCCACGUACUCGCACAGAGCUCUGCGGGGGACGAUAGCACAGACCCCGGAGACUGUCAUGGAGUUCCUUGAGAAACUAUCUGACAAACUUUCAGAAAGAACUGCCAAAGAUUUUGAGAUGAUGCGAGGGAUGAAAAUGAAACUAAAUCCUCAAAAUUCGGAACUAAUGCCGUGGGACCCCCCCUACUACAGCGGCGUGCUUCGUGCAGAAAGGUACAACAUCGAGCCCAGCAUAUACUGCCCGUUCUUCUCCCUCGGCGCCUGCAUGGAUGGCCUCAGCGUCCUGUUCCACAGCCUGUUCGGGAUCUCGCUGUUCGCCGAGCCGCCCGCGAAGGGGGAGGUGUGGUGCGAGGACGUCCGGAAGCUGGCCGUGGUGCACGACACGGAGGGACUGCUGGGCCACAUCUACUGCGACUUCUUCCAGCGGGCGGGCAAGCCGCACCAGGACUGCCACUUCACGAUCCGCGGGGGCCGGCUGAAGGAGGACGGGGACUACCAGCUGCCCGUGGUGGUCCUCAUGCUGAGUCUCCCCCCGUCCUCGAGGAGCGCGCCGACGCUGCUGACGCCGGGGAUGAUGGAGAACCUGUUCCACGAGAUGGGGCACGCCAUGCACUCCAUGCUGGGGCGCACCCGCUACCAGCACACCACCGGGACCAGGUGCCCCACCGACUUCGCUGAGGUUCCUUCUGUCCUGAUGGAGUACUUUGCCAACGACUACCGCGUGGUUAGCCAGUUCGCCCGGCACUACCGGACGGGGCAGGCGAUGCCCAGAAACAUGGUGUCCCGCCUCUGCGAGUCCAAGAAGGUCUGUGCCGCAGCCGACAUGCAGCUCCAGGUCUUCUACGCCGCGCUGGACCAGACCUACCACGGGCGGCACCCGCUGAGCAGCUCCACCACGGCCCUGCUGCAGGAGGCCCAGGAGCGGCUCUACGGCUUGCCCUACGUCCCCAACACCGCCUGGCAGCUGCGCUUCAGCCACCUCGUGGGCUACGGGGCCAAGUACUACUCCUACCUGAUGUCCAGGGCCGUCGCCUCCAUGGUCUGGAAGGAGUGCUUCCUGCAGGACCCUUUCGACAGGGCCACCGGGGAGCGCUACCGGCGGGAGAUGCUGGCGCACGGCGGGGGCCGGGAGCCCAUGCUCCUGGUGCAAGGGAUGCUGCGGAGGCGCCCCUCCGUGGACGACCUGGUGAGCGCCCUCGUGUCGGACUUGGACCCGGACUUCGAGACUUUCCUCCUGGACUCCGAGUGACGGACGCGCCCGCCCCUCCCAGACCCCAGCCGCGUGGCCGCUGACCUUGCCGCUGACCUUGCUGCGAGUGCUGCCGCGGCCAGCGCUCCCUUCCGACCGCGGCGGUGUCCGCCUCGGUGCCCACUGCCGAAGAGCCUGAGACGGGCGGCGCGUGAAUAAACAGUGUGUGUGAAGUAA
Molecule: messenger RNA, 2460 nt
Organism: Phyllostomus hastatus (greater spear-nosed bat)
Lineage: Eukaryota; Metazoa; Chordata; Mammalia; Chiroptera; Phyllostomidae
Gene: MIPEP
Product: mitochondrial intermediate peptidase
Exons: 19
Coding region: 94-2283 (729 amino acids)
Biological process (GO): peptide metabolic process
Cellular component (GO): mitochondrion
Molecular function (GO): metalloendopeptidase activity
Source: RefSeq, a predicted model, not a curated record